Leucoraja erinaceus (little skate) is the source of this 4331-nucleotide messenger RNA. RefSeq names its product POU class 3 homeobox 2b (gene pou3f2b). The coding region runs from base 1216 to 2391 and encodes 391 amino acids. The record is from RefSeq and is a predicted model, not a curated record. Gene Ontology annotation, biological process: brain development; regulation of transcription by RNA polymerase II. The transcript has a single exon. NCBI's taxonomy places the organism in Eukaryota, Metazoa, Chordata, Chondrichthyes, Rajiformes, Rajidae. Gene Ontology annotation, molecular function: RNA polymerase II cis-regulatory region sequence-specific DNA binding; DNA-binding transcription factor activity, RNA polymerase II-specific. Gene Ontology annotation, cellular component: nucleus.
CGCACACAUUCCCUUGAGCACUUAAUGCUGGCGGAAUGCGAAUCGCCACCCUCUCCGAGACGGGCAAACUUCGGACGCUCCCCGCCGCAGGAAGGGGCAAGGUAGUAAAUCGAGGUUGACACACAGCAACAGCGAAGGCCGCCUCCGCUCUCACGUUAAGGUGCGCGAACAAGUGUGUAUGGGACGGAGAAUACUUUGCACUAGAUUUGGUAUGUGUUUGAGUUUAAAGACCCGGAAUUAGCAGGUUUGGAUUUUUCCGGCGGAGCCCUUACAGCGGCGAAUUGUUUUAGAGUCGGAUCGUCUGUCCCAAUAUAACAAGCUGGUCACUGUGACGUGAAAACUUAAGUCAAGUAACCUGGGGUAAAAUAAAGGAGAUAAGCACUAAGUGCUGCAGUAACCCAGCCGGUCAGACAGCAACUGUGGAGAAAAUGGAUGGGUCUGAUUGCUGGGAAAAAGUGCUUAAAUAGUUGAUAUGUGUGGGGAAGCCUGUGGAGGUGCAUGCUGGAGUCGCUUGUCUUACUUUACAGUGCGAGCGAAACGCGAUGCAAGAAAGUAGAAGAGUAGAAAGAAGCAAAGAUCACUUGUGAAGAUAUUUUUCCUUUAACCCAACAAGGCAACAACUCUGGAAACAACAACGGCAGGGGCCCCUGGAGAUGUUUGGCACCUUCCUCCAAGUCAUUUUCUACCGCGUUCCUAUUGCUUCGAAGUAUUUCAUACACUUGCAUCCCCCUUUUCGACCCAGAUAUGCUACAUUUCCCAUUUGCACGGAGUUAUAACACUUGCAAAGCUGUGUAAUAACUGCACACGGCGCCGGAGCUCCCGGGCUGUUCACUUUGCUGCUUUUGUUUUGAUUCCUCUUUGGGAGAGCAGCAGCUAUUUAGUUUCCUUGCUCUCUGUGUGUUUCUCUCUCCUCCCCUGCGCUUCCCCCUUUGCCUCCUUCUGCGUGGUUGCCCCGGGUCCAGAGAGCAAUGAAAGAAAUCCCCCACCGGGCCCGCCCGCCCACCAAUCGCAUGCCGGGGAUGCUGCUCCCUGGCCGGGGUUGCCAUGGCAGCUCACAUCAAUCAUGCGGCGAGCAGCCAAUGGGAGGCCCGGGGCCGGCGCGUACACAGCGUCGGCUUUUCCUAGCUCGGCGCUGCUGCCAAUGAUCCGAGCUCGGUGCAAGUUGUCAAAGGCUCGGCUCGUUUAACAAGUCAGAUCACUCCGGCUCAGCAAGUCAUGGCGACCACAGCAUCAAAUCAUUACAUUACGAGCGGCAAUAUCCUCACCUCCAACUCCAUCGUGCACGCCGCCGAGCCGGGGAGCAUGCAACAAGGGACAGCCUACAGGGAUGCACAGAAACUGGUCCAGAAUGAUUACAUGCAAAGCAAUGGGCACCCUCUCAGCCACGCUCACCAAUGGUUAACCGCUCUCUCACACGCCGAGGGAUCUCCGUGGUCGGCCGGCGUGGCGGCCAGUCCCCUCGGCCAGCAAGACAUCAAGCCCACGGUGCAAACGGGGAGGGACGAACUCCACAGUGGGGGCACUUUGCACCACCGGCCGCCUCACAUGGUGCACCAGCACGGCAACCACCACGGUGCAUGGGGCAACACCACCUCACCCCACAUCCCCAGCAUGGCAUCCAACGGCCAAAGUCUCAUCUACUCGCAGCCGGGCUUCACGGUCAAUGGCAUGAUCAACCCGGCAUCGACCCAAGGCAUGCACCAUGGGCUGAGGGAAGCCCACGAGGAGCAUCACCACGGGGACCACGGUCAACAUCACCAACAGCAACAUCAGCAGCAGCAGCAGCAGCACCACCAGCAGCAGCAGCAGCACCACCAGCAUCAGGGUCACGAGCACUCGGACGAGGACACCCCUACCUCGGACGACUUGGAACAGUUCGCCAAGCAGUUCAAACAGAGGAGGAUCAAGCUAGGAUUUACCCAAGCCGACGUGGGACUAGCUCUUGGGACGCUCUACGGCAAUGUCUUCUCGCAGACUACCAUCUGCAGGUUCGAAGCGCUUCAGCUGAGCUUUAAAAACAUGUGCAAACUCAAACCCUUGUUGAACAAGUGGCUGGAGGAGGCCGACUCGUCGUCCGGAAGCCCCACCAGCAUCGACAAAAUCGCUGCCCAAGGCAGAAAGAGGAAAAAGAGGACCUCGAUCGAGGUGAGCGUCAAGGGAGCUUUGGAGAGCCAUUUUUUGAAGUGCCCGAAGCCCUCGGCCCCGGAGAUCACUUCUCUGGCGGACAGUCUGCAGCUGGAGAAAGAGGUGGUCAGGGUUUGGUUUUGUAACAGAAGACAAAAAGAGAAACGAAUGACUCCUCCCGGAGGAGCACACCCCGGAGCCGAGGAUGUAUAUGGGGCGAGGGACACCCCGCCGUCACACCAUGGGGUUCAGACUUCUGUACAGUGAAUGCUCUCCCCUUCACAUCUUUUGUUCCUUUUAUUUGUUCUUUUCUUAACGAACAGCUUAAAACACCGGACUAUCGUUGCGAUAGCACAUGUUAAUGGUGUGUUUUGACCUGUACAGAUGGAGCUGGCGGGCAAAUGGAGUGAGUAUAUAAAUAAUAACAGAGGCACUGAUAUACAUACCUUUACAAAACUGUGGCGAAGAGACACAAAACUGCCUAGGAUAGAAUGGGACCAGAAAGGCUGCUAUAAUUCUUAAUGUAUAGAUCCACUGUGACAGGCAGGAGCAAAGGGUUGUGUGUGUGUGCGCGUAUGUGUGGUGUGUAUUUUGGUGUGUGUGUGUGUGUGUGUGUGUGUGUGUGUGUGUGUGUGUGUGUGUGUGUGUGUGUGUGUGUGUGUGUGUGUGUGAGUGAGUGAGUGAGUGUGAGUGUGUGUGAGUGUGUGAGAGUGAGUGUGUGUGUGUGUGUGUGAGAGAGAGAGUGAGUGAGUGUGUGUGAAUGUGUGUGUGUGGCACGCGUAUGGGAAAGCAGAAGAGGAUUUGGCCACGAGCUGCAGUUUUGAUUGCUGCAAGAAAAAGGUAUAGGGAGGAGAAAGGGAAAUUCCAAUACACUGCUCUCCGGGACUCGCCACCGUUCGAGACACUUGCGGGUUUGCUUCAAAGAAAAUCCCACCAGAGUGGGAGACAUUUCUCCCGGGCGCUGAAUUGUACAAGUCGAAAGGCAGUGUAUGUGAGGAGAAAAUAGGCUGUGUCAAUCAGACAGAGAGGGGCUCAGCUCCAACCAUACAGUUCUCUCCGGGAACUGAAGUUGGGAGCUGCGAAAUAGCAAACAGGAUCAAUUAACAGACACAAAGAAGGAAAUAAAUGAACGAUAAAUCGAUACAUUUCAGGCGCUAUAAAGUAUUACAGAUCACCGACUAAAGUUUUAUCCCCAUGUUUAAUAAAAAAAAACUAAUUCCGGUGGCAAGAAAUGCAAUACCUUUUAUACGAGAGGACUAUUACAAAUAUGCUAGCUAGCGUCUUUACGCCUCCGAAUUAGCACUGUACAAUAAUGAAUAAAUAAAAUUUCAGAGUCAAAAUGUUGUAGUUCCUGCCACAUUUUUUCGAAAGAAUAUAUUGCAGUAUAAAACAUUGUACUUAUUAAACGUGCGUCUACAAUCUAACAUAAAACAAUCCACAGUCGGGUAAAAUGAAACAAAAAAGACCUUUAAAACGUAUCAGUAUAUUGCGCUUUCUUACAAAGAACAUAUCCAAACAUUCAAAAUUCUAGAAAAGGUGUGUACAUAUUUGAGAUAUUUUGAUGUGGUGAUAUGAUUGUAAUUUAACCGCAGUUAUAGCGAUUCCUAAAGACAAUAAAAUUUAGUAAGUGUUAGAGAAACAUUUAAAAAUGUAAAAAAAAAACACCAGGUCAGGUAGGUUGGUACAGGCAGAAAUAAUCCUGAGACACAAACUGAAUUUUGUGUCUGUUCGUUUAGUGAAAUGAAGUUGAACGUGGAGUACUUUGUUAGAACCUUUUCGCAUAGGUUUAUGGAGAGCGGUUACCCAUGCACAUCUUAUACCACUAUGUAUAUAUGUUGCAUAAAUUUGUCUUUUGAACUGAAGAAGAUGAACAAUAUCUGAAUGAUUUUUUUUCCUUGUAUACAUUUUUCCAUAAUGCUGCCCAGGGAAUUUUAAUAUCAUUUUCACGUGGCCUGCCUCAAUGUAUUUAUUUCUUUAAAAGAAGUUUUGGAAACUGUUUCUUCUGUAGCUUUAAUUGAUUAGAUGUUAUAUGUGGGAUGUAAUUUUUUUCCGUUAUGCUUUCCCCCCUCCCCACCCUUCUCUUGAAAAGAUUGUUUUUGGUACAUUUCAAUGUGUCUUGUGAAGAUAAACGAAGCAACGCAGAGUCCCUUAUAUAUUUAUGUUAAAGUAAUAUUUUAUUACUUACAUAAAACAAGCGAUCGCACAAC